AUCCGUCGUCUGUCCUCCUUCUCCCCUCCGCACGGGCAGCUCCCUCCUUUCCAACUGCAGCUGUUUUGGGUAAACCGGAGAGGCGCGAAGGCAGGAUGCGCGAUGGGACAAGCGUGCGGACACGCGCUCCUCUGCCGUAGCCAGCCGCCGUCCUCUGAGAUACGUGGUCAGCAAGUGUUCCUGCGUCCUGACGAGAGUUCAGCUCCAGCCCUGAGUACCAGACAGUCCACCACGUUGUCCGAACAACUACAGGAUGCCUUGCUGCGGCUGGCGGCAGUUGUCGAUGCACGCUCGCUGCGAGUGGCCCUUCGAGACAGCAUUAAGGAGCUGCUGCCCGGCACGGAGUGUACAUGUGUCUACUUGCUGGAGGAAGACUCGAGGCUACUAUCUGAAAGACCCCAGCAUGAACUGCCACAAGAGGGAAAGAUCAGGAGCAUUGUGGACCAGCUGAAACGAUGUCAGUGCACCGGCCUUCCUCCAUCCGAACUGCCAGAGAAAUACAGAAUCUGCCUCGCAGCACCAUUACCAGCACACAGAAGAGCUGUUGUCAUUCCUAUCUUGGAGCAGGACAAGGUCAUCGCUUGUCUUACUGGUGGCUGUGGUCCACUAUCUGAUCAGGAUGAACUGCAUUUGAACGUGCUGGAAAAACACGCCUCAGCGGCAUGUGUGCGGGUCCAGGCUGUUCAAUCCUACCACAGGCCCCCUCUCAGCCCCUCUCCCCUACAGUCCCACAAUGCACUCCUGCCUCUCACCGUCUCCGAACAGGACUACUGCGAGCUGGACCGCAACAUUCUGCAGCUCUGUGGUGAGCUCUAUGACCUUGAUGCAGCCUCUCUUCAGCUUAAAGUCAUCAAUUAUUUGCAGCAGCAGACUCGGUCACAGUGCUGUUGUUUGUUGCUGGUCUCUGAGGAUAACCACCAGCUAUUUUGCCAGGUAGUUGGAGACAAAGUCCUGGAGGAGGAGAUCAGCUUCCCGCUGAUGUUUGGACGUUUUGGUCAGGUUGUUGAGAAGAAGAAGUCAAUUACUCUACAAGACAUCAGUGCUGAGGAGCGCAGGCAGCUGUCCAGCAUGCUGGGCUGUGAGAUCUCCUCCAUGCUCUGUGUGCCUGUGGUCAGCAGGGCAACAGGACAGGUGGUGGCGCUAGCGUGCGCCUUCAACAAGGAGGGCGGGAAGAGGUAUGUGUACCACACUGAGAUAGAUGAGCAUGCCAUCCAGCACUGUUUCUGCUACACUUCAACGGUCCUCACUUCAACUUUGGCCUUCCAGAAAGAGCAGAAGCUCAAAGUGGAGUGCCAGGCGCUCUUGCAAGUGGCGAAAAAUCUCUUUACACACUUGGAUGAUGUGUCAGUGCUGUUACAGGAAAUUAUAGUGGAGGCCAGGAACCUCAGUGGUGCAGAGAUCUGUUCAGUGUUCCUGCUGGAUCGUGUCAGCCAUGAGUUGGUGGCAAAGGUGUUUGAUGGUGGUGUGGUCAGUGAUGAGGAGAAAGAGUUUCGCAUCCCAGCCGAUCAGGGCAUUGCCGGCCAUGUUGCGACCACUGGUCAGAUUUUGAACAUUAAGGAUGCCUACUCCCAUCCUCUUUUCUAUCGUGGGGUGGAUGACAGCACCGGCUUCAGGACUCGCAACAUCCUCUGCUUCCUCAAAGAUGAGAACAAUGAAGUCAUCGGCGUUGCUGAGCUGGUGAAUAAGAUGAAUGGGCCGUGGUUCAACCGCUUCGAUGAGGAUUUGGCAACAGCUUUCUCCAUCUACUGUGGUAUCAGCAUUGCCCAUUCUCUGCUCUACAAGAGAGUGGGAGAGGCCCAGUUCAGAUCCCAUCUGGCCAAUGAAAUGAUGAUGUACCAUAUGAAGGUUUCAGAGGAAGAGGUGUCUAAGCUGCUGGUAUCUGGCAUCGAGCCAGUGAAGGAGAUUGACCCGUGCUUCGCCGAGUUCACGUACACGCCGCGCUCCCUUCCCGAUGACACCACACCGAUGUGUGUCCUCAGCAUGUUUGAAGAUAUGGGUUUCAUCAACACGUAUAAGAUCGACAUGCAAACUCUCGCCAGGUUCUGUCUGAUGGUGAAGAAAGGUUACAGAGACCCUCCCUACCACAACUGGAUGCAUGCCUUCUCUGUCUCACACUUCUGCUACCUGCUCUACAAAAAUCUAGGGCUGUCCAACUACCUCGAGGAUAUAGAGAUAUUAGCGCUCUUUGUCUCCUGUAUGUGCCAUGAUCUGGACCACCGUGGCACCAACAACUCUUUCCAAGUCGCCUCGCAAUCUGUGCUGGCUGCUCUCUACAGCUCAGAGGGAUCUGUGAUGGAGAGACAUCACUUUGCCCAGGCCAUCGCUAUUCUGAACACUCAAGGCUGCAACAUCUUGAGAAGUUCUCUAGGAAGGGACUACCAGCGCAUGCUGGAUUUAAUGAGAGACAUAAUUCUGGCUACAGACCUUGCUCACCACCUUCGCAUUUUCAAGGACUUGCAGAAGAUGUCUGAUGAUGGAUACAAUGCAAAAAGCCGUACCCACCACUCCCUGCUGCUGUGCCUAUUGAUGACUUCGUGUGACCUGUCAGCAACCAAGGGCUGGAAAACCACACGCAAAAUUGCUGAGCUGAUUUAUAAAGAGUUCUUCUCUCAAGGAGAUCUGGAAAAAGCCAUGGGCAACAGGCCCAGUGAGAUGAUGGACAGAGAGAAAGCGUACAUCCCAGAACUACAGAUCAGCUUCAUGGAGCAUAUCGCCAUGCCGAUCUACAAGCUGCUAUCUGAACUGUUUCCUGGGGCCACUGAGCUGUACGAGAGGGUGGCGGCUAACCGUGAGCAGUGGACCAAAGUGUCCCACAAGUUCACCAUUCGUGGGUUGCCUAGCAACAACAGCCUCGACUUCCUGGACCAGGAAUACGAGCUGCUGCAGGCCCAGGGUGCUUUCGGGAGCGACGAUCACUGCCUCAACGGCUGCCUCGACGACACAGAAGGAGGGAGGGGUCAGUGACGAGAGCGGGCUGAGGACGGUUUCGUCGAGUUUUCUGUGGUCCAACAAGAGGCUGAGGAUACCUUUUUAGCGACCUAAGAGUCACGGGUCUCUCUGCUAUCAACCACUUAGAUGCUUAGCAGGCCAGACAGGAUGGGACUAAGUUUCAAACUGAAUCAGAUAAGCGAUCUGAAACGAGUGCUGGAUCCACGUGUCUCCAGUUAAAGAUAGCAGAAAGUGGUGACUUUAUCUAUUUCAGCAGCUAUACUGGGAAAAUAGGUUUUACCACUAGUCACAAGCUCAUUCAUACAGUGCUGAUCCUGAUUAAGAUUGUAAAAACACACACCUACACUGACACACACACAUAUGUACAUGCACAUAUGGCUUCAAGAUGGAGAAAAAAAACAUUCAUUGUGAUGGCAAAGACUACUUCAACAUGUAACAGUGAGAUGAAGUGCUAUAGUUUCUGUAAAAUGUGUCAUAAAAGCUUAUAUUGAUUUAAAGCAGCUGCCAUAGCCCUCACCUGAUGCUUAUGAAUGCAUGCUGUAUGGACACCUCAUGUUUUAUUCCUUUUUAUCUGGUCAGUGUUGAUUUUUUUUUUUUACCAUUAGCUAAGAAAUGAAUGCACUCUAUUUUCAUACCAUCACAACACAUUUUAAUAUUCAGCUCUUCAUGAUAUAUGUAAUAAAUUCAUGAGCUUUUGUUCCUUUUAGUGAGUCACUUCUUGCUUUUGGAGGUGUUUAGGGGACAAUUUGACAAUCACUCAUUAACGACAGCGUAACUGAUCCCUGACCCUACUGCAUUCAUAAAACACUGAAAACGCACAUCCUGUGCAUAUUAAUUGGAUGUCUUUUCAUCAGUUAUUGCACCUCAAACAAAGGCCCUACUUUAUUCUUCUCAUCAUCCUUCACAUUUCCUUUUCACUUUGGUCAUUUUCUUUCUUUUUUUUCUUUUUCACUUAACUGAUUUCUUCAUAAACCCGCUUUAGAUAAAGAUUAACCGAAUCCCUUUAAAAGAUCCAUCUCAUCUGUAAGUGUAAAUGUGCCAGAGCAGAGUGUGUCAUUGAGUGUGUCAUAUGGAUCUGCCUUAUUGCGCAUCUUUGCUGCCUUUCUUAGAGCUUUUAAUAUAUAAAAAUUGAAAUAAAGAGUCUGUUUAGUAUGUAUGUUGUAUAUUUGUUAUAGAGGUAGCGUGAGUAUCGAUGUGUUGACUGAAUGAUCACCAUGCUGAGAAGAUGUAUAUCUGUGAAAUACCCGUGUGAAGACCUCAGAUGUCACGUCAUUUCACUUCUUUCCAUUUUAUCUGCACAACCACCCUCGGGUGUUCCAGUCCGACAUAAAAGCAUUUUGUUCAGUUCUCAGUGCACCCAAAAAAAAAACAAAACAUUUUUUUAAAAGGAACUAGAGAUGUAGCCAUCAUAGAAAUUACUCUUUCUUGGAAGCAUCCAACAGUUCACUAUUGCUGCACUCCAAAGGAAAUGUUUGGAAAAACAGAGUUAAGUUCUCAGCUUGUGCCUCAUAGAAAAC
Molecule: messenger RNA, 4466 nt
Organism: Archocentrus centrarchus (flier cichlid)
Lineage: Eukaryota; Metazoa; Chordata; Actinopteri; Cichliformes; Cichlidae
Gene: pde2a
Product: phosphodiesterase 2A
Biological process (GO): signal transduction
Molecular function (GO): 3',5'-cyclic-nucleotide phosphodiesterase activity; protein binding
Source: RefSeq, a predicted model, not a curated record